UUGUUUAACCAAUUUAAGCAUUAAAAAGAAGUCCAAAGUUUCAUUUGCUUGGCCAAAAGCAAAUCAAAACAGCAAUUAAGAAAUCCAUACAAUUUAUGCAAGAUCAGCUUUAUUAACCAGUUUUAAGGUGACGUUGACAAGAAAUGGUGGAAAAACACGGUUCCGUUAAAAAGAAGAAAAUGGGUAAAAAGUGUAACAAAUUCUUGGACGCCCUGUUGGUCUUGGUUCAUGUGGUAGUUGAUUAUAUACUGGAAUUUGUUUUGGGUUGGUAUUUGGGCCCCCAGCAGAGAUGCAGUCCUCCAGAGGAUAAAAAACAAGAUGACGUUGUUUCAAAAAGUGCAGUGGAGUUAGCUUUACUGAUUAAGCAGCGUAAAUUAAAAGCUUAUGAUGUGGUGAAAACUUAUUGUGAUCGUAUUAAGACUGUUAAUCGCGAAAUAAAUGCCGUAGUCGAUGGUCCAUUUGCAGAAGCUCUAGAGGAAGCCAAGGAAAUCGAUCGCAAACUCGAUAAUGGUGAAAUAAGUGAAGAAGAUUUGAAAGCGAAACCAUUUUUGGGUGUACCUUUUACCACCAAAGAUAGUACAGAGGUGGCUGGCAAAUUGCACACAUUGGGCUUGAUAGCUCGCAAAAAUGAACGAGCAAAAGAAGACGCUGAAUGUGUGCGUUUAAUGAAAGAAAGUGGUGCCAUUAUUAUAGCCACCAGCAACGUUCCGGAAGUGAACAAAUGGAUAGAAUCCCGUAAUAUGUUGAUAGGACAAACUAAUAAUCCCUAUGACUUAAGGCGUUCCGUUGGUGGAUCAUCUGGUGGAGAAGCGGCUUUAAUUAGUGCUUGUUGCACUGGUUUUGGUUUAGGCACCGAUAUAGGGGGCUCUAUACGUAUACCAGCGUUUAACUGUGGAGUUUAUGGACAUAAGCCUUCAACUAAUGUGGUCAAUAUGCGAGGCUGUACAUUCCGCACGGGAAAAGAAGAAAAAACAAUGGUAGCAGCCGGACCUAUGACCCGCUAUGCCACAGACUUAAUGCCUAUUUUAAAAGUUUUAUCAGGUCCCAAAAUGUCUGAUACUUUAAAACUCUCUCAAAACGUAGACUUGAAAAAGUUGCGCUACUUUUAUAUACCUACGAAUAAAAUGAAGCAAUGUAACCCGGUAAAUCGUGAAACCCAAAUGCGCAUGUACCAAAUACGAAGACAUUUUCAAAAUUUAACCGGCCAGGAAGUUAAAUUAGCCGACUUGCCAAAAUUGGAAGUGACUGGAAAAAUGUGGCGUUAUUGGAUGACCCAGGAACCAGCUAAUUUCAAUAAGCUCUUGGGCAAUGGUGUUGACCUCAAUCCGUUUGUGGAAUUAUUUAAAAAAAUUAUUGGAAAAAGUGAUUUUACUAUGGCAGCUAUAUAUUCGUUGAUUGAUUCGCUUUUACCCAAAGAAAAAGAAAGUUUAAUACGGGAGGCGACCACACAAUGCAAAGAAGCAUUGCAAGAAUUGUUGGGCGAUGAUGGAGUAUUAUUUUUCCACAGCUCUCCACGCACUGCACCAUUCCAUUACUAUCCUCUUGUUAAGAUAAUGGAUUUCAGUUACUUUUCAAUAUUUAAUGUUUUGCAAGUGCCAGUAACACAAGUGCCCUUAGGUUUGGAUGCUAAUGGUCUGCCUAUGGGUGUUCAAGUAGUGGCCAAUGACAUGAACGAUCGUUUGUGUUUGGCUGUGGCUGAAGAAUUAGAGCGUGGCUUUGGUGGUUGGGUACCACCAUAUGCUGCUAUACGAAAUUAAAUUUUCUAUUAUGUAUGCUCUAAAUAUUUCUAUAACCAUUUUUUUUGUUGGUGAUUUUCGAGAUAUAGUUAAAAUAUUCAUUCCUUUAGUUGGUAAAUUGUAUUAAAACGAAUUAAACAUAAUAUAUACCUAUUAAUAUAUUUUUAUAUUAUUUUAUAUAUGGACAUACUAAUAUAAAA
This is a messenger RNA of Calliphora vicina (urban bluebottle blowfly), 1936 nucleotides long. RefSeq names its product fatty-acid amide hydrolase 2. The transcript has a single exon. The coding region runs from base 144 to 1757 and encodes 537 amino acids. The record is from RefSeq and is a predicted model, not a curated record. Gene Ontology annotation, cellular component: endomembrane system. Lineage: Eukaryota; Metazoa; Arthropoda; Insecta; Diptera; Calliphoridae.